AUGUUUUUAGAGUGGAUAACAGAAUUAGGACUUCUCGAACAUGAUCCUGAUAGUGGUGUCUUGUCAAAGUUUCCUCUGAAUGUUCAGAAAAGUCUCAUCUCAGAGAUAACCCAAACUCUCCUUCAAACACGUGAUUCUUCGCUUUUACCUUCACCAGCUCAUGUACAAUGGGUAAUGGAGGCCGUCGGCCAAGGAUUUGCUCUGCCAUUGGAGGAAAUGGAUAUUACGGCCAAUUCAAAAGAAUUGUAUUCUCAAUGGCUAUUUGAGCCUAACUGCCGACCAGCGGCUAUAAGGGAUCUUUCUGGAAAACCGGAAGAACAGCGAUUUUGGCAGGUGAUAUUUCAUCAUUAUUCCCUACUCUUUCGGCCGCGUACAUCCUCUAGCAAUACGUCCCAGACAUCCACACCGACAGCCCCUAAUUUUCCAGCCUUAUCAAGCUACAACGAUUUCCAACGACAUGUAGAGCUAUGUAAAGGUGUUUUGAUAGUAUUAACAAUGGCAGGCCGCACAUUAGGAUCUCAAUUUUCAGAAGAAACUUGGCGAGUGCUUUUAAAAGUUGUAUUAGGCAUCACAGAUUAUUUGCUUCGUGAACACAUAUCGACUGUAAGUUCAGACAACAGCUCUGAUAGAUACGCGACCAUGAGUAUGGGCGAUGAACUAUGCGAACAUUUACUGCGUGUGCUUUUUGAGUUGUGGCUCAGGUCUAAAAUCCAGGAAGUCGAUAUGUGGGACAUUCUGCAAAAGUGUUUUAACAAAUGGACACAUAGACAGCAGGCAAUUAAUCAGUGGAAUGCGGCUAUUUUAGGGCUUACGCAGAGAAUAGUCAGAAUUUUAUAUGGGCCACGGGAGGGAGCGGAUGUUGUCAAUAUUUCUGUUGGUGGAUAUAAUGUUGGGUUAGAUUUACCGAACGAAUAUGUUCGUUAUGCAUGGUAUAGGAUGACAUAUUUGAUUGAUAAUCCAUGCAGAUUGCCAUCAGCCAACUUUGCAUUGGCUAUCAAUGGCAUUGGACGUAUAAUAGAAGUCCUGCAUUCAGUGGGAAUGUCUAAUUAUAGCAAAGUAGGAAGCAGUGAGGUUGAAAAUUCGCUUGAUUCUAUGGCGAAUGGUAACGCCAUAUUACGUAUGUUUGCGUCCUGGCUUUUUGAAGCAUGCUCUAUAACGCGAAAGGAUGCUGAUGCUCAACAAGGAAGAGCCGAAGCAUUUGGUAUUCUGUGUCGGAUAUUUUGUUCUCCUCAGCCCGAGACAUUGCAUCGUACUUAUAUAACGCAGUUCUAUCUUGCUUUAACUGAAGGAUUACGCGUAGACAGUUGUUUGCCAACUAUUCUGAUGAACACUACUUCGUUAUUUGCUACUGAUCUCGAAGGCGUUAGAAUGAUGGUACCAGACUUUGUUGUAGGCAUUAAAAUGGUAUUACCCAAGUUGGCAUCCAACUUUAAGACUCGACUUACACUCGAAGAACUGCGGCUAGCGGCAAUCCGUGCAGCAGGUACCAUAAUGUGUUUACCUAAUCAUUUUGAAAAGGUUUCUCUAAAGGAGAAUUGGGAUCUUGGAAUGCACCAAAACGGUGAUAAAGUUGUCAACGAUCCAGAUGAAGUGGUUGUACACGAACUGAUACGUGUCUUGUACUCUGAAGAAGACUUGAGGGAAAAAAAUCAUAAAGACCCAUCAACCCAACCGUUUACAGCUUUGAAAUACCACAUCUUGGAGCUGCUGCUUUUAUCACUAAAGACUGAGACGUCGUCGUACAAUCUUCGGUAUCUGCUUCACCUUAUCAACGUCUACGUAAUUGAAGAUGUUGCCUUCUGUCCCGGACUAGUCGGUGCGGUUGUGAAGUCUAUACAAGAAAUGUUGUUGACAAUGAAUCUUCCAUCAGAUGUGACGGCCUGUGCUUUUGACGUCUUAAAGGACUUUGUAGGAUUGUAUCACUACAUUCAGAGAGACAGUCGGAAUUGUACCAGGGAACUCGUGUUGGUUUUCUCUCGAUAUAUAGACAAUAUGCUCGCGGGUGCAUGUGGUGGAUUGGCUGUAACAUACCACCUGGUUGAGAAAGCAUAUGAUUGUAUGAUGCGUUGGAUACUCGUUGGACAGUGGAUCGUUGGCGACCGUGAUUGUCAUGAGGCAGUGAUUGCAACUAUUAGUCGGGGCAUAUCCAUCAUCGCAGACGAUGAUGAUAGCGCUUCUCAGGCAAACGCGCAUACGGACAAGAAAAAGAAUCGGAAAGAAAACGCACCAAAUAAGUUAUUUAUACAGCGCGGAAAUAAAGCUGCCACAUCAAGCAAUGAAAGUAUUCCAAAUAACAGUGGAUCUGCUCGAUAUGGCAGGAAAGGAGAAAGCGACGUUAAACUUGCAGCCGAAGUAGCAAUGGCGCAAUUUGUCAACCAUUUGGGCAACUUUCCAGCGUGGGGGGAGAACGUUGGCCCUAGCCGGGUAUCUACUCUGUUCAAGAAUGAUUUGAACCUCGCACAUGCACAACUUGCGGCGUCGCGAGAACACAACAAAAUGACCGGGGAGCUUGUUCGUUAUUUCAUGAUUGAUGGUCGGGUGAUAUUGGGGUUUGUUGAAAUGCCCAAGGAUGCCGCGUGGCUUGAGCGCGUAGCUAAAAGUCAAGAAUUGGAUGAUAGUAAGGAUGCCCCAUCAGUCAUAAUAGUCAUCCGUGAUUCAACUGGAAAAUAUUCCUGGACAACACACAUGCGUUACAAGCCAAACCCUCAACACGACAAUGAGCAACCCAAAGAUAUACCGAAUUCACUGCCUCUCAGUAAUGUUCCCGGGCCGUCAUCGCCUACCCGGACUGAGACACCAUCAUAUUUGUUCAAUAAUCAAACCACUAAUAAUACGUUCGACGUACCCGACGUAACUGCGUAUGCUGAAAAACAUGCCAUGCCCACUUUAGACAGCUUGCUGGAUAAACAGAAUGAGCGUAAGAGAGCGUUUAACGUUGUCAAGAAACUGACACAAAAGAUAAAAGAAGUCGAGGAGCGUGUAUGUAUUGAAAAGUGUAACAAUAAAAGUCAGCAGCAGAGCUGUAAGGCGGUUCCGCCGGGAUUGAAUACAUAUUUAGAGAGUCCGCAGGUUUUCCGGCUAUUUCUCGCACAAAUGGGUUCGUUUAGCCUCGAAAAUCGCCAUCGCGUCAUUCCGUUGAGAAUAUCAAGAAGAUUCGUAGAAGAUUUGGAGAAAUUGGAUGGAUUCCACGAACGAGACUACAUGACUGCCUCAGUAUAUUAUGCCAGUUCUGGGGAAGUCAACUACGAAAAAUUGAUCAAUCUUGAAAAUUACGAUGACGAUUUCGAAAAGUUUCUAAACGCGCUCGGAUGGCCUAUGGCACUCGAAAGUCAUCCAGGAUAUAAAGGAAAAUUGAAUCACAAGAUCUGCAAAACAGCUCCAUACUUUGCUGAUAGAACAGUCGAAAUUAUUUUCAAUGUACCGAUCCUCAUCCGCAAACCCGAAACGAAUGCUGAUUAUGCUGGAUCUCUUACAGAUAUCUUUCGAACUGUAGCGGCCGAUGACUAUGUCGUCAUAAUAUGGAUAGAAGAUUUAAGAGGCUUGCAUAGCCUUCCGCAUAAAAUAGGAAUGUCAGGAUUGGUUUACAUCUGUGUACAUCCGCUACAGAAUGCUACAGGAUUGUAUUGGAUAAAGAUAAUUACUCCUAAGCUUUCACACUCGAGUGGCACUGAUAAAAAGAUUGGGAAAGGGAAAGGCGUGAUAUGGAAUGUAUCUACCAAAUUGGCAGACAAUCAUCUGUUUUUUGGCCCGUUGGUGGAUGGUAUGAUUGUGAGCCGACAUGCCCUUGGACUACUUGUUCGGAACACGGCAAUAUCAGCUCACGAAGCGUGUCGGCGUUUAUUGGAAAAUUACAGUAAACCUUAUGCCGUCCGACGACGCUUUAUUGAAGAAAUACACAGACGUCAUAAAAGCAGCGGGACUAUAUCAGAGUAUGUUGUCAGUUCGUUUUAG
Molecule: messenger RNA, 3951 nt
Organism: Paraglomus occultum
Lineage: Eukaryota; Fungi; Glomeromycota; Glomeromycetes; Paraglomerales; Paraglomeraceae
Source: the annotation of a GenBank genome assembly